GGACCAAACUGUUCGCUGCAUCGAGAUGGGGAAGAUGGCGGCUGCGGUCGUUUCGUUAGCCACGCUGGCAACAGACCCCAGAGAGGAUGCUUUCCGGAAGCUUUUCCGCUUCUACCGGCAAAGCCGGCCGGGGACAGCGGACCUGGGAGCGGUCAUCGACUUCUCAGAGGCGCAUUUGGCUGGGAGCCCGAAGCCCGGCGUGCCCAAGGUGGUCAGAUUUCCUCUGAAUGUGUCCUCUGUGACUGAACAUGAUGCCUGUAGGGUGGGACUUCAACCUGUGAGCACGUGGCGGGCCUAUGGACUCGAAGGCUAUCCUGGAUUUAUUUUUAUUCCAAAUCCCUUCCUUCCGGGAUGCCAGUGGCACUGGGUAAAACAAUGCCUUAAGUUGUACUCCCAGAAACCUAAUGUUUGUAACCUGGACAAGCACAUGACUAAAGAAGAGACCCAAGGACUGUGGGAACAGAGCAAGGAGUUCCUAAGGUCUAAGGAAGUGACGAAGCGGAGACCCCGAAGUUUACUAGAGAAACUGCGCUGGGUCACCCUGGGCUACCAUUAUAACUGGGACAGUAAGAAAUACUCAGCAGAUCAUUAUACACCUUUCCCUUCUGACCUGGCUUUCCUCUCAGAGCAAGUCGCCACUGCCUGUGGAUUUCAGGGUUUCCAAGCAGAAGCAGGUAUCCUGAAUUACUACCGCCUAGACUCCACACUGGGAAUCCAUGUGGACAGAUCUGAACUAGAUCACUCCAAACCCUUGCUGUCCUUCAGCUUUGGACAGUCUGCCAUCUUUCUCCUGGGUGGCCUCAAGAGAGAUGAAACCCCCACCGCCAUGUUUAUGCACAGUGGUGACAUCAUGGUAAUGUCGGGUUUUAGCCGCCUAUUAAAUCAUGCAGUCCCUCGAGUCCUUCCACAUCCGGAUGGGAACUGCCUGCCUCACUGCCUGGAGACACCUCUCCCAGCUGUCCUCCCCAGCAAUUCAUGGGUUGAGCCCUGUUCCGUGGAGGACUGGCAGGUGUGUGCCACCUACUUGAAAACUGCUCGAGUUAAUAUGACUGUUCGUCAGGUACUGGCCACGGGCCAGGACUUUCCUUUAGAGCCCGAGGAGGAGGAGACAAAAAGAGACAUUACUGCAGAUGGUUUGUGCCAUCUGCAUGACCAGAAUAGCCCAGUAAAACGGAAAAGGUUGGAUCCUAAUAGCUAAAACGUAGAUUUUCUUACUCAGGCCGCCUUUUGUUGCCACACACAUGGGCAGGGAGAAAUCAUCUGCAACGCUGCCGCCUUGGGCCGUCUCAGAGCAUAAACCGAUUAGAGUUUGUCCAGACAAGUGUCCUACUCGGUCCGGUUCUUAGCUCUUAUGAGAAGGAGUGUGUUGUCUACCAUGUCGGUAUAAUGACCCACACAGACAUAAGCAUCUGAGGAAGAAGGAAGUGAGUUUGUAUUGUCUGUGUUAAGUCAAUCCUCAAAGUUUGUUAAUAGACAAUAGUGUUUUACCCAGCACUAUGUGAUUUAUGAACCCGCCACCAGAAUUCCUAACUCCUCCUAGUCAUCCAAUUCUUUGGCUCUUCACUCUUCUCUGCUCCCACAGAGGACUCUUAAGCAGAUGAAGACAAUGGAAUUAAAGUAUCCCUUAGGAGCCACAGUUGUCAUGCCUGCCAUGCAGUAAGCCCUGGGUUCAAUAUCCAGUACACAUAAGUCAGGUGUAGUGUUUGCCCGUUUCCUAUGCACUCCGAGGAUGGAAGAGCAGAUGUUCAAGGUUGUCCUGCAUCUAUAGACUCUUCUAGUAAGUAGGUUUUUAAUUUAUUUUAAAUGACUAAAAGUCUCUAGGGUGUUUGUCAGCUAUUUUCUCCAUGAAUAAAGUUACUUUAUUUUAAAUAAAAGAUCUGUAUCUGUCUUUGAGGAUUGGUGUAUCGGGGAUUCACUUUUUCCUCAUGUGUUACAUCGUUCCUGCUAUUGAAGUCUCUAGCUAUUUCUCCCCUAAGUAUUAUAUUGUGCAGAAAGAAUGUUCUUUGACUGUCUGGUCACUGAUGACAUCUCCAUGAGGGAAUUUUGGUGCUCCUUUCUAGAAACUGGGUGUGCCUGUUAAUUUGGGAGACGGGGCUAACUGGGAACCAUCUGCUGCCUGCAGUGUGAUUUGUUUAAUUUCCAUCUUUCUGCCCUGUCCCCCCAAUCCCUUUACUUAUCUGCACUUGAUCAUUGGGUUUGUGUGAUCACAGCAGGUGUGGUAUGUUUUUAAUAAGGAAAAAAAUUAGUAAAAAUCCCUUAUAUAAAAUGGAUUCUAAAAUUAAUGCAUGAUAGGAAAUUUUUGUAUAACUAACUCAUCUUUGCGAAAGUUCCUUAACUUUUCUUUGAUAAUUCAUUAAAUUUGACCCACGUAAAACCAACCAUCUAUUUUUCUGCUUUUGUUUUGGUAAACUCAGCAGAAAGUUUAUCAGUGCCAUUAAAACAGACUCUUUAGCAUGCGGUAGUGGCACACACCUUAAUCCCAGCACUUAGGAUGUAGAGGCAGGUGGGUCUCUGAAUUCAAGGCCAGCUUGGUCUACAGGGUGAGUUCUAGGAACCCUGUCGAGGGGGCGGGGUGACAGACUCUAUAGAGUGUCCGGUAAAGGCGCUGGCCUGUGUGUAGGAGCAGGCUGGAAUAGGCUAGCCAAGAGCAUCCUUGUGUGGGGUCCUAUAGGGAACAUGCUCAAGUAAGUUAGAGAUCAGCAAACUGCAGCUCAGUUCCAGUUUCUUUGCUGUGUGCAAGCCAUUUCUAAGUGACUAUGGGGAGGGUUCAUAGGAAUAUGCCGUGACACAUAGAGUUCUAUAAAGUUCCAACAUCCAGAAUUUCUUAAAUGAGGGGCAGAUGGAGAGAUGACCCAGAAGAACCCAGGUUCAGUUCCCAGCACCUGACAACUCAUAAAUAUCUAACUCCACUUCAGGGAGUUAGAUAACUCUCUGAAAACCCUCUCUGGUCCCCAAGGGCACAUGUGACACAUAUAUGAAAAGGCACAAGUGGGGGUGGGGAGUGGGUUAAAAGAUUUUAGAGCCGGGCAGUGGUGGCGCAUGCCUUUAAUCCCAGCACUUAGGAGGCAGAGGCAGGCUGAUUUCUGAGUUCGAGGCCAGCCUGGUCUACGGAGUGAGUUCCAGGACAGCCAGGGCUACACAGAGAAAUCCUAUCUUUGUGUAGGUAAAGAGUGCAAGGUUGGAGAGUCCUACAGAACCUAGAUCUGAUCCGCACCUUGACCGAGUAAGUUUAGCUUCCUAAGAAACUGCAUCUGAAGGAAGGACCUAGGAAACAAGCCUGUCACCUAGGAAAGAAAGUGCAAAGUACUGUUUUCCCAAGGAUGAGAUUAAAAUGCAGCACAAAAGCAGUUGGUGUGGCGUCUGUGCACAGGUGCAGGGAGGCUCGCCACACUCCUGCCCUGCCGGAAGGCUGGAAAGUAGUAGCCUCUUAGGUGUUUGUCCUGUGGAACAUGGUCCCAUGCUGUGCCCUUUUUUCCUCUCAAAAACUGAGAAAUCCUGUGACCAUUCUAAAUGUUUUCAGGAGUGUUCUUGGGCCCAAUAAAUUUCUCAAGUCUAGAAAAGUUAUCAGAGGUUUUGUUCAAGAAUGUUUAUCAGAGUGAAGAUCUGAAGCAAGUUCCAUCAGGAAGUGGCUGCUCAAAUCCUCAUUUCUCCACAAGUGGUUCUGGAGCUCCUUGGACUAGGCAAAGCAGCUCCCUUCUGGAACUAGAGUCCUGCUGACAUGACACCAUAUACAUUAAACUAGUCACCUUUUCAAGGACAGCAGGAAAACGGGCAACUAUUUAUACUGUAGAAAGUCUGAUCAUUAACUUUAUAGAGCAACACUUUGUACAGAAUGUUAAAUGUUUCUUCAUUUUUAUUUAAAUUUUGUAUGUUUGGUGUUUUGCCUGUUCCUGAUGUUUCUGUUUACAUAUUUCUAAAAGAGAACUGUUCACCAACAUAGGAAUGUUUUUUAUGCUUCCCUGUACUCCUGAUUUAUAUUGAUAAUCUUUUUAAAUACUUAUUUAAAAAAUAAAAUCUUACUUUUUUAUAAGUUGGUAAUUAAAUUUUAUUUAUUGCA
Mastomys coucha (southern multimammate mouse) is the source of this 4057-nucleotide messenger RNA. It is a transcript of the gene Alkbh1, whose product is annotated as alkB homolog 1, histone H2A dioxygenase. Gene Ontology annotation, molecular function: oxidative RNA demethylase activity; broad specificity oxidative DNA demethylase activity; ferrous iron binding. The record is from RefSeq and is a predicted model, not a curated record. NCBI's taxonomy places the organism in Eukaryota, Metazoa, Chordata, Mammalia, Rodentia, Muridae. Gene Ontology annotation, cellular component: nucleus; cytoplasm. The transcript has 6 exons. Bases 26 to 1198 code for a protein of 390 amino acids. Gene Ontology annotation, biological process: oxidative RNA demethylation.